Molecule: messenger RNA, 394 nt
Organism: Staurois parvus
Lineage: Eukaryota; Metazoa; Chordata; Amphibia; Anura; Ranidae
Source: the annotation of a GenBank genome assembly
UGCCCCAUCAUUAGUGUCAGUGUGUGAGGAAUAGUGUCCCAUCAUUAGUGUCAGUGGGAGGAAUAGUGCCCGAUCAUUGGUGUCAGUGGAAAAAUCGUGCCCCAUCAUUGGUGUCAGUGGGAGGAAUAGUGCCCCAUCAUUGGUGUCAGUGGGAGGAAAUAUGCCCCAUCAUUGGUGUCAGUGGGGAGAAAAGUGCCCCAUCAUUGGUGUCAGUGGGGGAGGAAUAGUGCCCCAUCGUUGGUGUCAGUGGGGAGGAGGAAUAGUGCCCCAUCAUUGGUGUCAGUGGGGAGAAAAGUGCCCCAACAUUGGUGUCAGUGGGAGGAAUAGUGCCCCAUCGUUGGUGUCAGUGGGAGGAGGAAUAGUGCCCCAUCGUUGGUGUCAGUGGGGGAGGAAC